CUCUCCUUAUAAAGGCCGGCCGGAGGUAGCUUUGUGUGCCAUUUGAGGCCACUCAGCUUUCUCUAACUCUACUCGAUUUGGGCUACUUGAUUGCCAAAGGAUUCUUCUUCUUCCUCUUCUUCUCCCACGAUCGAGAUCAGCUAGCUAAUGGGGUUCCCGGCGCCGGUGUUCUCAGAGUGCGAGGUGCCCAGGUUUCUUCUCAACCUCGUCUUCCUGCUCGCCUGCCUCCGCCGCCUCUCCUCCUGGCUGCUCCGCCUCGUCGGCGCUGGCGUCGACGACGACCCCAGCUUUCACCACCCCACUACCUCCGGCAUCACCGACUACCACCGCCAUCACCGGGAGCAGUACGAUGAUUAUGAAGACCGCUGCCUCGAGGAGCUGGAGAAGCACUCCCCGGCCAUGCGCUUCGACGCGCUCUCCAGCGCCAGAGGCGAAGAUCUGCUGCUCCCGGGGAGCUGCGCGGUGUGCCUCGGCGACUUCCACGGCGCCGCGCGCGUGCGUCGGCCGCGCGGGUGCCGGCACGUCCUCCACCGCGCCUGCCUCGACCGCUGGGCCGCGCAGGGCCACAGCACCUGCCCGCUCUGCCGGGCGCCGUUCCUCCCGCCCUUCCUCCUGCCGCUGCCGCUGCCGGCGUCAUGAUUCCCUCCGGGUGUUGUUUGCAUAAUCCGGCGACUGCAGCAGGCGAAUCCUGAGGAGGUUGUUUUCGGUUGGGUUUGUACGGAGACCAUGACGGUGAGCUGUCGAAUUAUUUUCCGACCGGCCCCUCCUUUUGAGAGUUAUCACAAUAAUGUCCUCGGAGAUGGGGAUUAGAAGCUUCGGUUAUUUUGGAAUUUGGAUUUCACUGAAGUAAAAUCCAUAUACCAAGAAGAAGAGGUGGAUAUAUAUACAUCAAGAAAUAGAUUACAUGAAGAUAGAGGGAUGAAUGUGAAUAUAUGUAGAGAUCUUGAGAAGAGUUUUUUUCCCCUCUACUCACUUUUAGUCUCAUUUACUUCUUGCUAAGAUUUUAGCAAUACAUCUGUAAAAAGAUUUCAGCAUAUCAUAUUUUUUUAUCUUUUAUACUACUCACCCUCAGGGGGUUUGGGAAUUGUUCAUAUAUACAGUUUAGUAGAUAUUCUGUGUAUUAA
Molecule: messenger RNA, 1124 nt
Organism: Triticum dicoccoides
Lineage: Eukaryota; Viridiplantae; Streptophyta; Magnoliopsida; Poales; Poaceae
Product: probable E3 ubiquitin-protein ligase XERICO
Exons: 1
Coding region: 148-639 (163 amino acids)
Biological process (GO): protein ubiquitination
Molecular function (GO): ubiquitin protein ligase activity
Source: RefSeq, a predicted model, not a curated record